Molecule: messenger RNA, 1989 nt
Organism: Portunus trituberculatus (swimming crab)
Lineage: Eukaryota; Metazoa; Arthropoda; Malacostraca; Decapoda; Portunidae
Product: probable serine hydrolase
Exons: 4
Coding region: 646-1599 (317 amino acids)
Source: RefSeq, a predicted model, not a curated record
GUUUAAAUAGUUAACCUCUGAUUACUGAGAGGCUACACACACAAUAUUCUCUUCGCUACUAUAGAUAUCACUAUUAUCGGUAUCUUCAUCACCACUCACUGUCCCUCACGGCCAGUGCCUUGUCCUGCCUAGUGCAGCGCGGCUCACGGACUGGUGGGCAAGUUCCGGUACCAGUACCAGUAAUACCGGUACCAGCCUUAACGGUACUGUACCAGUAAAAUUUUCCGUACCGUUAAAUAGCCGAAACGGUACUGAGCAAAUUGUAUACAGCGUGGAGGUGGCUCAAGGCGAGCGGUGAUGGGUAAGAUGGUAACAUUGAGUCAUUCCCACUCGGUACCGCUCCACACUGGUACCGACUGGCUGCCCCGGCGCGUCGGCGCGGUUUCGGUACCUCGGUAGCUGCUGCUUCCUACCGCUAAGAAUGAAUAAUGUGUCGGCACCACUCGGCGAUCCUACACGUGCAUACUGGCUGUCUGACACUUGCUGUUACCCACUCCUAGCCAGCCAGCGAUUCCUACACACAUCUAUCAAAAGCUGAACACAUACCAAGAACAAUCUCUUCUCUUACCUUCUUGACCUUAUACCAUAACAAUAUUUCUGCUGCUAAGAGAAGGAAGCUUAUCGGCAAACAACUCGCGAGUGAAAAUGACCCCACAGGAGGUCACUUGGCAGUCCUUGUCUGUUGACCUGGAAUGGGGGAGACUGUCAGGCAAAGUUGGUGUUGUUGGGAGCAAGGAUUCCAUGAGCAGCCUGAGAAUUCUUGGUGUGCAUGGCUGGCUGGACAAUGCCAAUACCUUCGACACACUUGCUCCCUUCCUGCCAAUGGGGACGGAGCUGCUGGUGCUGGACCUGCCGGGACACGGACACUCGGACCAUCUGCCAGUCGGUGCACACUAUGACAUACUCUCAUAUGUCCUGCACCUGAAGAGAGCAGUGGAUAAAUGUCGGUGGGACAAAUUCAUCCUGGUCGGUCACAGUAUGGGCGCUUGUAUAAGUAAUGUAUUCACUUCUCUCUUCCCUGAGCAAGUGAUAGCCUUUGUCAGUCUGGAUUACAUUAGACCACGAAAGACAACCAUUGAUUCCAUUCAGCAGAACAUUUCAGUGUUGUUCAAGGGAGAGACGCUGAGGAAACAGAAGCCAGUUGUGUACAGUGAAGAGCAGGCCAUUGAGCGUUUGAUCAAGGCGAGGACAAACUUGGGGAUCAACGCAGCCAUUGACAGAGAUGCGGCGUAUGUCCUCCUGCCCAGAUCCGCAAGGCAGGUGGAAGGUGGAUAUGCAUGGAGUCAUGAUCCUCGGGCCCGGGCAAACUUCCAGGCCACAUUUGGCAAGUCAUGGUACACAUACACAUCCCAAAUCAGAUGUCCAGUUUUGAUUGUGGCGGCCAACCACGGCAUAGUCACCAGUGCUGUGCGAGAGGUCUUUGAGGAGGCUCUUGCUGUGUACCGCAGCAAUGCCCAGUGGCUUGACGUGGUGGCAGUGGAUGGGUCACACCACGUCCACCUCACACACCCAAAGAGAGUAGCCAAGCCUCUCGUAGCCUUCCUUCACAGAGUGGUUAAGGAGACUGCUCCUGCCCUGCCCCUCCAGGCAAGAUUAUGAUCUGUAUCUGGGAGUGUUGCUUGUGACAAACACCUGACUAGGGGUGCAUCUCAGAUCAGAGGAAGUGCACAUGCCUGGCACAUUAUUCAACACUGAAUUAUGCAUUUUCCUGUCACUUCAAGUGGAAUGAUACUAGCCAAACAAGAAUAUUUAGUGUCUUUCAAGUGCUUUAUUACAGCACUAUUGCUGGUGCAAGUAACCAUGUGCUGGACACAGAUGAGUCACUUGUCAGAACAGACAGUGUUGGCAGUGACAUUACUUAAGAAAGGCAGGAAUUUUAUUUAUUUAGCAUGAUGGAAAACUAAACUGGCAAACAAAAUGUAUGCUUCACUAUCAAUGCAAUGUUAUGUUAUUAGUAGAAAAAAAUAAAUAAAAUAAAAUAAAAUAAAU